CCAAACAUGGACGCUGGGCACCUGGGAGAAGAAAGAGAAGAAAACAGACUUUUGUCCGGUUCAUUUUCCCUUGGACUCAAGCUCGUGGUCGACGGCUACACAUCGGAGUAGUUUAUCUUUUUUCUCUGUAGCCAUAUUUGCUCUUAUACUUAUGGAAAUGACAACUUACUAUUAAUUUCCUGUCUGAAGAGAAGUUUUAACGGCGGCUGUAACUUUGGAUCAUGGAGCAAACCAGCCUCGGCUGCCAGGUCUGCCUCACCAAAUACAACAAGGUGUUUGAUUUGAAGAAACAUGUGCACUCAAGCCUACAUCGACAGAAAAUGGCAGAAGUCUUCCAGAAAGAUACGUUCAAGGGUCGGGAUACAUUCAGGGGUCUUGGCUUCUUUCCCUACCUUGUUAUGAUCCAUCCACGUGCCAGGCAUGGCAUCAAACAACCUGUCAUAGGCUUGUCUCUGAUGACUCUGUGUUUCAGUCCAGAGACAGACACACAUUUUUACCUGUGCCAUGCCUGUGGGGAAAAGCGUCCACCAGACAUGAUUAUACACCACCUCUCUUCUAGUGACCAUUUCAGAAACUACUUUAACUACACAAACCCCAACAUGCUGAAUUUCGGCUGGAUACCCAUCAUGGAUUCAAGAAUCUUUCUCAGACCUCAGGUCAUGAAGGAAGUGAAAAAGAGGGGGCACGGACAACUACAGUUGUUGGAUUUACCUGAAGAUCUGUUGAAUAGGCUUGAAAGAAGUACCUACACUGAAGUGAUGCACACUCUCGGUGAAAAUGACAAGCUUCUCAAGCUGCUUGAAGUUACCAAGCCAAAGAGGACAAUGAUACAAACAUACCAAAGAGACCGCAACAGGAAGCAUCCACUUCUUGGUAUGCAGCACCUUGUUGAAUGCAUUUGUGUUGGGCCGACGGAGAAGAGAUACUACCUCUGCACGCUCUGCAACCUACCUUUGGCCGCCCACAUGAUCAUCAAACAUGUCCUGAGCUUUGACCACAUCUUUUGUUACUUUAGAGCGUGGCAUCCGUCUACUUUGCUGGCAAAGGAAUCCUACGUGGAUUACAACAAGUUUGCCCCCACGUUGCUCAAUUUUGCAAAGCAGACGGAGGAAAUUCACAGUACUUCAAACACUGAUAUGAAGCAAGUGAGCCUGGAGCCUGCCAAAUUCACAUCGGUGAAUUUUGCUAGUUAUGCACAAGCAUUGAAGGCACUGGAAUCCAUCAGGAAGGAAAACAAUGAGAGCGGCUUGAUUACAAGUGUCAAACCAGGGAACAAGCUGGUGUAUCGCGCUGCAUCGGUGCCGUCAGCAGCAUUAUCGUACGAACUACGCUGUCAGAACUGCAGUAUGAGCUUUGACCAUAUAGGUCAUUAUUCCUCACAUUUGUCAGAGUCGAUACACAAAGAGAUGUUCACUAAACUCUUUGGUGAAGGUGUUGAUGCUUAUUUCCAAGGAUCGAAAAUCAAUCUGGGUUUAUACCUUGAGUACCUCAAAAAGCGCUCGGGGCAAAAUCAACCAGUUAUUGGUGUACCCCUGGUUGUGACGUGUAUCAGCACUCAGCUUCAGGAGGAACCUAUUUAUGUGUGCUUUGCUUGUGAGGACUGUUUCCCCCACUCCUUCCUCAGGCAACACUUUGACUCCCCAAAACAUCUCAUACACACGUUGCUGUACCAGAAUCCCUGGCGGCUGCCUUUUGCGUGGGAGAAACCUCUGGAUCUGGAAGUCUUGAGGACAAUGGCAUGGGAAGAAGAAAGGGAAAAAGGAUCAAAUCCGAUGAAACUGAAGGUAUUUGAUAUCCCACACAAGGUGUUUCAGAGCCUCAUCCGACUGAGUUACUCAAAAGUGGUGGAGAGACUUGAUCUACACCACACUCACUUAAAGUGUGAAGUUCCACAGCGUGAAACUUACAGCAAACUCCAACAAAACGAGAGAUUUCCUCUGCUCGGUUGUCAGUUCGUGGUCAGGCACGACGUGUGUGUCAAACGGGAUCAGCUAACAGAAGUGGGAUUCCUGUGUUUGCUCUGUGAGAGGCGGUUGUUAGACGAUGAAUGUUAUGCUCAUGUGUUCAGUCGGGAGCAUGUUGCAACGUUUCUGGACCGUUUCCACCCAGGCUCCCAGAAUUCGAGCACAGAUGCAGAGACCUUAUUGGACUUGGCAAAACAGGCAACGCGUUUUCACUCCAUAUCACACGUACAGGUAAUAAAGUUGAACAAGCCCAUUUGGGAGCCCUGCUCGUAUUCUAAAGCAACAUUCAUCCUGGCAGCUGCAGCUAAGAGAGAGAAUGUAUACUAUAAACCCCAAAUAAUGCCUAAAAAGAAGCUGGUCCCCAGAAAAACCCUGAAAGAUGUCGACAAGGACAGUCAGAAUAACAGCAGCAUGAUGGAGGGGGGUGAGAAAACGUGUCAAAGAUCUACAGACAAUAGUGAGGUGACCCUGAAAAAGAUUUCAGUAGAAGUUGGUGCUGAAGUCACCAAUACACACGGUGUAGAAACUUCUACACCCAGUGAAAAAGAAUCAGAGCAGAGAAGGGAGGUGUUUUCAAAAACUAGUUCAGAGGAGAUAAAGAAUGCAGGAAGUGAGACAUGCCAGGCGAUAAAGGUGAAGAUAGAAGACCUAAAGGAGAAGAUAGAAGACCCUAGAAUGAGAGAACCAAGUGGGCAGACACUAGAAAGCUGCAAGGACACAGACAAGAAUUCAAGGACAGAUGGCAAAGAUGCCCUGACACAGUUGACCCAGAAAAGGAAAAUCUCACAGGACACCUGUCCUGUUGAGAAUGCCAAGCAAGAAAUAAGCCAUAAAAGGCAGCGGCUCACCUCCAAAGAAGACGCAUUCUGUAAAGAACCGCAGAACUUGCCAAGUUACGAACACGAGGAGGUAACCACCGCAGACAAGGGAGAAAGUGGCAAACCAAGUCAUGAAACUGCAAAGGACAAAGCAUCUUCUAACGUGAACCACCAACAAGAUCAAUUGUGGAAGUAUGUCAAGAGGAAGAACCGAGAUCCUGUCGUUGGCUUAAGUGAACUUCUUGAAUGCCACUGCGAUGAGUGUGACCCCAUCUACUUUUGUGAGUGCUGCUCUCUGAAGAUCCCAGAGAAGGACAUCAUCACCCAUGUUACCGGACCCUACCACCAGAAGAGCUACCUGGUGGGGUUACAGAGACUCCCACCCCCACCAUUGAUUCACCAGAGGGAGGAGAUCAGACGUUUGGCUGCUUCGUUUGAACAAGAAAAUGGAUAUGGAGAGGCUCAGGUUGUUGAUCUGGAUGAGGAGAUUUACAAUAACCUCUCAAAGCAAAGCUUUGAAUCAGCCAUGCAGACAGUGAAGGCACUUCGGGAUCAGCAGCACAGUGGGCGUGAACUUCCUGUGGACACCUCGGUCACCCUUGAUGCUGAAAAUGAGCUCUGUCAGGUGGUGAAGAUGGAGAUUGAUGAGGCAGGCACCCCCCUGAUUGUUUCAAGAAGUAGUGAGGUCAAAACCGAAUUAACUUCAAACACAACCGUUGGACCAUUACAAAAAUCAACCACUUCCAAAUUGUGGGGGCCAUCUCAAACUAAAGCAAAUCUGGAUUCUGCUGCAACUAACUCCACCAUAACAAUGACAGCCAUCUCCAAGCUUCCAGUCAAAUCUUCCAACUCUACUCUAGACACCACCAAAUCGACAGCACCCAUCUCCAAACUCUCAGCUGCCCCAUACAGCUGUACUACAGUCACCAACAAAUUGAGACAAACUGCCAACGAAAGUACAGCAACCACCUCUAAAUGUACAGCAUCCUCCUCCACCCCUAGUGCCACCAUCUCAAGCACGACCUCAACCACAAAAUCUGCAACAUUGUCCAAACCACCGGAAAGAACUGGAGCUGCAGCCAAAGUUCCAGGGACUUCAUAUAAAGCGGCCACCGCCUCUAACAUGGAAUCCACAGUAUUGCCUGAAGCUGCCUGCAAAACUGCACCUGUCUCUAAAAUGGAAAAUGUCUCGAAAAAAUCUGAAAAUGCAUCCAAAACUGUGGUCGCAUCUCAAAUUACGAUGAAAUCUGUAGCCCCUGCUAGAAUGACUAAACCAUCAGUUCAAUGUGAGAACACUCAAGACUGUGUCAAGGCUGCACAUAUAAGGAGUUAUGCGGGAUCAACUGUUGAUGUUGCAUCAAAGAUUCAUAAGAGUAAGGCACCUGCAGCUCCCCACCUGCACGCCAGGUCUGAAAAUAAGAAUCCACUACAUACCUCCGCAAGUAAGACAAAGCCAAAGGAAACCUCUCCUAGAGUUGGCUUAGACCAGCUGAUUGUAGUGAGAUGUGGAGAAAGGAAGCGAGUCUACUGUCAGCUGUGUUCAGUCGUGUUGACGAGUUCCAGUCACCCAAUGGAAUUCACCCACCAGUUUAACUAUGUGAAAAAGCAGCACCCUGGGUGGAAUGCCACGAAAGACAAGUCGAUCGAGCUGCGGAGCAAAUUGGCCAAGAUAGUGAGCCACUUGGCUGAGGUUGAGAAAGAUGUAGGAUCCCCAUCCAAUAAGGAAGUGGAGGUGAAGAUUGAGGAGUACAAAGAGCUGGCAGAUCUUCCAGUGGUUGAAGCUAUUGAAAGGCUGAAAGAAAAAUUGGAACUGCGAGACUCGCAGGUCUUAUCACCCCCCACAGCCGGUACUGCACAGGUUUUGAGACCGCAGUUUCCUUCCGCCAGUCCAUAUGAAGCUUCAAGCCCAGAUGACGGGAUGUACGUGCAACAGGAAGAAAAACGUUCUGAUAACCAAUCAGAGCAGGAGAAAAAACAUGAGCUCAAGGCACUAUUGAUCCAGAUUCCAGAAAUUGAAUCCAGUUCAAAAGAGGAAGAAACUCUUGCUGUGAGUCAGUCGGCCAGAGCUCAGAGCGUAAAAAGUUCAGAGCCAGAAGCUAAUGACACAAUUUCAGACCAGCAUCAUUCGUGGCCGAUCUUGAAUAAAAAUGAGCCCAAUCCUAGCGUUCAAGACGCAGGCCUUGCAGCAGUCCAAAUGCAGAAGCCUCAGGGUGCCGCUGACUCCACAGGCAGGUUUGCUCAAACCUUUGAUCCUGAGAAGAGACAACAGCAGGAGAGAAGUGAUCCAAAGUUACAGGACACGCGGAAGGUGCUGGAAGGCUCUCAGGAAACAUCACUUGUAAAAUUCUUCAACCAGAACCUGCCCUCUUAUGCUACAACGGUGAAUACAGAACAACAGAACCAACUAAGACCCAGCGAGAAAGCAGAACGUGUAUCAAAACACUCACCAGGGAAAAGCGCACGGAGCUGCAGUAAUUUGUCUACAUUCUUGAGGGUGUUGGAAUAUGACCUUGAACCAAUCAUAGGUCUGGGAUCUGUGUGGGAGUGUCGAGGGAUAAAGCAGAAUUCGUUCUACCUUUGUGAGAGCUGCAGGGAGACGCUCUCCUUCGGUGACAUCUGUCGACACAUGCGUAGCAAUGAGCACAAGCUCAAAUGCACUAUGCAUGUGUUUCAGUGGAGGCACUACCCUCUGGAUCUGCACUUCUGGCUGGAGGAGGAUCUGCACCAAUGGAUGAAACUGGAACUUUUAAAGGAAGUAGCCCAGAUGCUCUCAGAACAGGAGCGUUACAACAAGAUAGAUGCACAGGUUAUAAUCAUGAGAGAGGAUCUGUAUGAAUAUGUCCGGACAGCUUCGUUCGAUGAAGCUUUAAAAGUGGUGCAAAACAUCACCAAAAGUCUACUCAUCUCUACUCCACAACAAAAAGACCAGCAGCCUGAGGCCCGGCAGAGUCCAGAAGAAUCUCUUCCCGUGAAGAUGCAGCCAGCACAGGCACCUGAGACGGGCCACAGUGGCACAGGUUCAGGAGCAAGACAUAAAACUGAGAAACAUAAUUUGGAAGAAACAGUUGGAGAUUUGGAUGGGGUCAAACAAAGCACAGUCUUGAGUCGUCUGGAUGUGACUAGUGUCUCCUCAAAGCCUGCUUCUGUUGUCUCUCGUAUCCCUGGGACUGGAGCGUGUCUCAGUCCCCAAGAGCAACCAGAACCCAGACACCCAGUCUCACAGCACCAGAGGCCUUUCCCAGAGUUGCAGGUGAAACAGGCAGAGGUAAACUCAGAAUCCCCAUCUUCCUCUAUUGUUAGUCCUAAAACAAGUGAAACCCAGUCAGUGUCUCCUAGAGAUAAAUACCUUCCAACCAGCAAAAAGAACAAAAGAAAAAAAAAAGAAAAAAGUAAAGGACCAACGGUUGGAUCUGUUGAAACACUGGCCAGAAGUUUCCCCAGUAACCCCCAACACGAGGAUCCUUUCAGUCAGUCAGACCCCCAAGUAGCCUCUGAGUCCACUUCUGUUAACCCUCCUGCAACAUCCACCCUCCUGUCCUCUAAGGACAAAGACACAGGACCUGGAUUUGAUGAACGGGACACAUCCAUUGUGGACUGGACAGCGUUUACACGACUAAUGGCUCUGGUGAGAGAGAUAAAGUCUGAGAAAAAUAUGUCCUCUUGCACAUCCACUCCAGGUUAUGGUGAGACUACUACCUCCUGCGCUAACAAUUCAUCCGAAAGUGAUAUAGAAAGAAGAUGGGAUCCAAAGUCUGUGCAGACUAAAAUGGCCAAAAUAACAACGAGAUGGGAUGUAAAGUGGCAUCCAUCCUGUGCUAACUCAGUGGAGAAGUUCUCAACAGCAGCUCCUGUGAUCUUGGGCAACGAGAACCAACUCUGCACCCCUAAUGCCAACAACUCAUCUCUUGAGGGCUCCGUUUCAACGAGUGGCGACCUUUUGCUCGGAGUGACAGAAGCCAAUGCAGUCAGUAGCAUGUUACCCUUUGCCAGCACUGCUGACCCCAGUGGCCCACAACGCCAGAAGAGUGUCGAUGCUCAGAGCACCUCUGGAAACACAAGCCAGUUAAACCCUAGUUCCAUCUACUGUGAAAUCACUCACGAUAACCCAAGAACGAUACCACAGCCAAGAGAUUGCACAGAGACUGACAACACUGGGGUCCGUCAGUUGCCCAUUAACACCAUCGUAACUGUCAGGCAAACCCCCCAUCAGCAGCAGUUUAUGGUUGGUUAUAAUGGACAGGCGGACCACACUGAGGUAAACAGGGGCAAUCGGGUCACUCGCAUCGUCUCCCCAGUUGGAACAGUGAGCCUCAGUGACGCUUCAGGAGGAUAUGGUCAGUGCAGUCAGAUGGCCUAUGUCAUAAAUGGACAGUCAGGUUAUUUUUCUUCUGAGGCUGUUGGAAGUUACACAACACCCAACAACCCUCCUGUAUACAGUGGGAGUUCCUACCAAUGUGAGGGGCCCUCUACAGGGGAGUUCUAUCCAAGCCAGAUUUACCCAGAGCAGGAAGCAAACCGCUUCAGCCUGCAAUCAACUGGACACAGUAUAGCACCUCCACCGCUGGGAAUGCAGCAGCAGUGGCUGUUACAGCAGCAGUACUCCUCAUGGACAAGUAGCAACUUCCCUGGCUGCUGGAGAUGGCAAAGUGACCAAUGAUGCUGCCUACGUAGGCGCUGUUCCAUUCCCGAAUCCAGCCAACAAUUCACAAAUAUCAAGUUACCUGAACGAAUAUAGCACCAACAGUAUUGCUCCAACUCAGAACAGCAACCACAUAAAACAGAACACGCCUCAAGUUUACCUUAACCCUCCAAUCAUUAACAAUCCUGCUACAGCCAACACUGACAUCAUAUCCCAGGCAUCUGCAAAGAGUUUUUUGUUGGCGCUCCCUCUGUGUUCAGUGCCACUCAUCCAUGAAACUACCUGUAAAACCAUGUGAACAAUCAGAUCCAAGUUAUUUCUGCUGUACGCUAAUUAAGUAAUGCUCUUUGUUUCUAGUAGACAUAGUUUAGUUUAGACAUAUCCCGUCUUUUAUCAGUAAGAUGAUAACUAUGCGAACAAAUAGCCGCCAUUAUGCUCCAUUGUAAAAUCCGGGAACAGCCAGACCCACGUGACACAUUCUUCCAAUCAGCUGCCAGUUUUCAUUUUUUGGGCGACAAUACAGAUUAGCGCCGCCUGCUGUUAGCAUGCGUAUUACGUCUUACGCAUGCGUAGAACGUACGCUCGUACGGGUUGGUGUGUCAGAGCCUUUAGGAACAGUACUGAUCCUCCUAGCAAAAGACGACUUGUCUCGAGUUAGACCACAGUGGGGAAGAUGUAUCAAAUCGAUUUAAGUUCCUGCAACACCCUAAAAAACGUUUUAUUAGUCCUGAAUUUUUAUGGAUUUUGUGUCGGAGUAGCAACAGGCAGUUAAUAAAUUUGAAAUUAUAACUUGUUUUUCAUUGCUUUACAUAUGAAAGAUGUGUUUGGAAACCUUUCAAAUAUAAUAGCUUUUGUUCAGUUUUUAACCAUUUCCUGUAAAAUGCAGUUCUUCUGUUAAAUGUGAAAUAUAUAUUGUAUGUUUCUUCCAUAAAUCUAUCUUAAUUUCCUA
Messenger RNA from Perca fluviatilis (European perch), 8370 nucleotides. RefSeq lists its product as uncharacterized. The coding region runs from base 222 to 7439 and encodes 2405 amino acids. The transcript has 50 exons. Lineage: Eukaryota; Metazoa; Chordata; Actinopteri; Perciformes; Percidae. The record is from RefSeq and is a predicted model, not a curated record.